Anopheles aquasalis is the source of this 2192-nucleotide messenger RNA. It is a transcript of the gene eas, whose product is annotated as ethanolamine kinase 1. Gene Ontology annotation, cellular component: cytoplasm. Gene Ontology annotation, molecular function: ethanolamine kinase activity. Lineage: Eukaryota; Metazoa; Arthropoda; Insecta; Diptera; Culicidae. Gene Ontology annotation, biological process: phosphatidylethanolamine biosynthetic process. The record is from RefSeq and is a predicted model, not a curated record.
UCCCAGCGGAUUCUUUUUUCAGCCCAAAUUUUCGGCUGGAAUUAUUUAAAAGCAAUACAAGUUAGCCAGUGAUUAGUCUUAAGCUACCUGGUAAGCGAUUAUUAGUGUUCCACAAACCAAAAGGUGCACACAAGUGCACGCAUGACGCACACAUCCGCACGCAUCGGCUGGGCCAUCGAACCAUUUAACCGGUUAUCGCAGUUUCCGUCCUCGAGCCAUUCUAUCUGGUUGAACUGCUUCAACCGCUUCGCAGCAACCCAUCCGUCUUCGAUUCUCUAGAGUGGGGCGAGCAGACGUGUGCUUGCUUUCCUUUGUGGUUGACCCGUUUGUUUCGUGAAUGUUUUAGCCCAGCCUGCCCAGCUUGGAGCGCAGCGCCACUACUUUGCUCAAAAUAGUACGUGUGAACAGCGAAAGAGGAUGGCCAAUGCGGUACCGCACCUAUCGCUGUCGAUUGGUGAGCAUUCGGUCAACGAAGGCGCCCUCGAGAUACUGAAGGUUAUCAGACCGAACUGGCACACCAGCGAUGUUCGUUUUAAGCUAUUCACAGACGGUAUCACGAACAAGCUGGUCGGAUGCUUCAAUCAACCCAAUCAAAACGACAAUGGCCAAGCGCCCUCCAAGCAAAACAAAGGCAGCCCCGUAGAUGCGACCCUAGACAAGGAUGUCGUGCUGGUGCGUGUGUACGGCAACAAGACGGAUUUGCUGAUCGAUCGGCGCAAGGAGGUUGAGAACAUACUGCUCCUCCACCAGCACGGUUACGCACCGGCCCUGUACGCGACCUUUGACAACGGGCUGGCGUAUGCGUAUGAGGCGGGAGUAACAUUGACGCCGGUAACCUGCCAGGAGGAGCGCGUCUGGCCACUGGUGGCCCGCCGUAUGGCGCAGAUCCACAAGGUGCGUCCGACCGAACCGGCCAACCCGGGGCCAGCGUUGCCGGCGAAGGUGCAUCAGUUCCUCCAGCUGGUACCGGAGCGGUUCAGCGAUCCCACCAUCAACGAUCGGGUAUGGCAGACGUUUCCACGUGCAAGCGAACUCCGGGCCGAGUUCGAUGCGCUCUAUGCACGGCUCCUCGCGCUCGGCAGCCCGCUCGUGUUCUGCCAUAACGAUCUGUUGCUCGGGAACGUGAUCUACAACGAGGCGCAUGCGAAGGUGACCUUUAUCGACUACGAGUAUGCGGCACUGAAUCAUCAGGCGUUCGAUAUCGGCAACCACUUUACCGAGUUCGCCGGUGUCGACGAGAUCGACUACGAGCGCUAUCCGUCGCGGGAAUUCCAGCAGCGUUGGUUGCGCGAGUACCUGCUGGAGUACGGUGCGACUGAUGACGCACCACCACCAUCCCCCAGUGUCACCGUGAGCGCGGUGGAACGCCUGUACGUGCAGGUGAACCAGUACGCCCUGGCGUCGCAUUUUCUGUGGGCCGUGUGGGCACUCGUGCAGGCGGAACAUUCGACCAUCGAUUUCGAUUUUGUGCGGUUUGGCGCGACCCGAUUUCUUGAGUACCGCCGAAAGAAGGACGAAUUUCUCCGACUAACCCUCCCGGAGUAGGGUGGCGCCCUGGGUCGGUGUUCUGCCUGCUAGCAGCAGCAACAGGCAGCGUAUUGAAACUCAUUCCUCAAUUUGUUUUGUUUUUUUUUUGUUUUUUUUUUGUUGUCAACCACAUACCAGCUGGGUCUUAGUUUUGUUUUUGCUUUUAGAAUUCCAACAGGCAACUCCUAACGGUGCCUUUUCAUUCUCCUUGUUGCUUGUUUUGGCCACAACACAAUUCCAACAUAACUCUAAUUCCAAUUCCAAUUUAAUGCUAGAGCCUACUAUUUGUUCCGUGUGCACCGUGUCCGGUUUUCUCGUGCGAUAUUCCAACCAUUCCGUCAAAAAGGAAAUUUUAAACGAUCGUUGAUUAUUUUAUUCUACUCGACAAAUUUGUUUUCCUUUAUUCCUAUGUUUCGUGUCGCGAAGAAAAAUAUAGCGUACUCGGUCCGGUCGACACUACCAUUCGUCUAAUCGAGGACGAAAUGAGCCACUGGCUCCGAGAGCAUUUGAAUUAUCGCACAGCACUGGUUAUAAGGGGCUCUCGUGCCUAUCUGUCAAUCACAAAAAAGACGAGAAAAUACGCGAUAUUGUUAGAGAAAAUAUGAAAACACGCAGCGCAAGAUAUGUUGAAUAAACUUGCAAUAACGCAUUUGUUACAAAUCCGA